This is a messenger RNA of Diachasma alloeum, 1304 nucleotides long. RefSeq names its product single-strand selective monofunctional uracil DNA glycosylase (gene Smug). Gene Ontology annotation, molecular function: oxidized pyrimidine nucleobase lesion DNA N-glycosylase activity; single-strand selective uracil DNA N-glycosylase activity. Gene Ontology annotation, biological process: base-excision repair. The coding region runs from base 149 to 1213 and encodes 354 amino acids. The record is from RefSeq and is a predicted model, not a curated record. The transcript is spliced from 2 exons. NCBI's taxonomy places the organism in Eukaryota, Metazoa, Arthropoda, Insecta, Hymenoptera, Braconidae.
UCGAAGAUCGCACACCGGUUUGUGUAUCGUGUCGUCACCGCUCCAAACAGCCCCCGACGACAAAAAACCAAAAAAUCCCUCGAAAAAGACUCGUAAGUAAAAAACUUUAAUUACCAAAAAUGCCCACCUCCCGCUCAGAUCCAUAAAAAUGAGUGAGUCGCCUGUGAAGAGGGCCAGAGUAGAUGUCAAUGAGGAUUUACCUCUGGACCUCAGCAUGAAGCGAAGGCCGACAGGAGCAGAUCCUCAAGAGCCCCAGAAUCCCCCGAAUUACCCUCCCGAGAAUUCCUCGUUAAUUCCAGAGCCGAUUCCCCCGGACAUUCCCACCCGCAUGCUGUCCCUCGAGUACUCCCUGACGAAAACCCUCCAAGGGGUUCUGUUUCGAGCCCCAGUGGAGUACCUCUACAGUCCAAUUGAAUACGCCUUCUCAGUGCACUUGAAUUAUCUGAAAAAAUUCUGUAACAAUGAGAAGAAAAUCCUGUUCCUGGGGAUGAACCCGGGCCCCUGGGGCAUGUCCCAGACUGGGGUGCCCUUCGGUGAGGUGAACACAGUGGUGAAUUGGCUGGGACUCAGUGGUAAUGUUGACAGACCUCCCAGGGAACAGCCUGACAGGAGAGUCCAGGGAUUAUUGUGCAAACGAAGUGAUGUAAGUGGUAAACGUUUCUGGGAGUUGUUCAAAAGGCUGUGUUGCACUCCAGAGGUUUUUUUUCGUCACUCAUUCCUCAGGAACUACUGCCCAGUGGCACUCAUGGACGCUGGAGGACGGAAUAUCACGCCUGCUGAGCUGAAGGCAACAUCUGUUUUGGAAUUAUCUAGUGUGGACCGAGGCGAGGGGAUUUUUUCAUUGAUUUCUCUUGGGGUUUUGCAGAGGCCUGAGCAGACCAGGGUCGUCCAGCUGUGCGACUGGUUUCUCGGGGAGAGUGUCAAGGCUCUGAGGGCCGAGGUCAUCGUUGGGGUUGGGAGGUUCGCGGAGAAGAGGGCCAGGCACGUUGUUAAGACUUUCGGGUUGUCCACACAAGUCUUCUGGAUGCCCCACCCCAGUCCCCGUUCCACCGGCACCCAGGACUGGAGUACAAAAGCCCAGGAGAUCCUCCAGGACCUGAACCUCCUGAAAUUCUUCAGCAAUGAAGCAAACCCCCCUGCAGCACUCGUCAUCCCUCCAAAUAGCGAGCGAGGAGACCCUCAAAUGGAUGGACGUGGCCCUCUCCAAGGCUGAGGACUCCUUGAGAGCUGGCGAAGUCCCCGUGGGCUGUCUCUUCGUCUACGAGGGGGAAAUCAUAGCCACUGGGAACAACAGAGUCAACGAA